AUGGAAGCCAGGGGCACGGGCAGGGCUCGGGGUUACCUGGGAACCGCGGCCGCAGCGCCCGCGGCGCUGCUGUUCCAGCUUCAGUUGCGUGGAGACCGCGAUCCUCGAUUCCCGAGAGAGAAGCUCAACAGGAAUGAGGCCAGUGCUGGGGAGAGUAGUCUGCCCAGAAUUGGUCCAUUUCUACCCACGAGUGAGACUGGUCAGAAGUUGUUGCCAGUUCUCCCGAAACAGAGCUUGUUUCGUGUUUCCCCACCAGAGCUGGUGUUUCAGAACUUCGUGGCUCAUGAAGUCUCUGAAAUGGAACUGUCUCUCACAAAUGAGAGCAAGUGUGUUCAGCUGGUGCAGGUCUCCAUGCAGAGCUCACCUUGUUUCAGGCUGGUGUGCCCCAACGAGGCGUACCGUGCUGUGCCGCGAGGUGCGACUGCCCGUGUGCGCAUUCAAUUCACCCCCAACGAGAGCAAGGAUUAUUCCCAUGAGCUUGUCUGCAUCACCAAAACAGAAAGGAUAGUUGUGCCAAUCCGGGCCAUUGCUGCCCGAGCUAUCCUGAACAUCCCAGACCAGCUGAACUUCUCGGAGUGUCCAGUCAAGAGCAGCACCAAGAGGACUCUGCUGCUUCGCAACACUGGCAGCCUGGAGGCUCAUUACUACAUCAGCACCCAGAGUCCUUUCUCCGUGGUUCCGGCCAUGGGAACUCUGGGUGCUGGUGACAGCGUGCAGGUGACAGUGGGAUUUCACCCACUGACCACUGGUGCCCAUUUUGGGUCCAUGGUAGUGUGCUACAACACAGGUGAAGAAAUGAUCCACACAAACCUUCAGGGAGAAGCUGUAGAUGUCAGCAUCGGGUUGAGGACGUAUUCCGUGGAGCUGAAGAAGACUUUCAUCACCAUGUCAAGCCACACAACCAUGUUCAUCGAGAACAGGAGUAACAUCAGAGCCCAGUUCCAGUGGAAGACUUUUCCUAGUGAGGAAGAUGAGAAUGAAGAGAAGAGGAGGCAGUGUUACCUGCUGCGAUCACCGAGAGAGGCCUGCGUGGACAACACGACGGAAGAGAGAAGAAGAGCGAAGAAGAAGGGUUCCUGUGAAGAUCGCCGCGCCAUCCUGAAGAGCAGCGUCCGGGAGAAGAUGAUGAAGCUGAAAGAAGACCCCAUGCUAUUCUCCAGUGAUGCUUUUUCCCUUGAGCCAAUGGAGGGAGAGAUCGAGCCAAACAGUUCAGUCCAAAUCAAGGUGACCUUUAAACCCCUAAAGGCCCGAGAGUAUCGAAGUGUGGCCUACUGCAACAUCUCAGGCCGUGGGAGCAGGCUGCCCCUGCACCUCAGAGGGGAAGGCCAAGGACCCGUGGUUGAAUUCAGCCGUCAAAUGCUGAAACUUGGGAACAUUUCUGUCAACACCUCCCACGUCUAUGAGGUGAAACUGAUGAACCGAGGAGCUAUAGAUGCUCCCUUCACCUAUAUCCCUUCAGCCACAAACGUGGGCUGCUGCUUCAAGUUUGCACCCGAGGAGGGCGUCAUUGCAGCAGGUGGGAUCCGGACGAUUCACAUCUCCUUCAAUGCCACCGUACUGGGGAGCUUUGAGGAACAAUUCCAGUUCCGUGUGGCUGCAUCUCCUACGCCUGUGACCCUGACAGUCUGGGGCUGUGUCACUGGACCUGCUUUACACUUCGACCUCCAUGAGCUCCACUUCGGUGACAUCUCCUUUGGCUUUCCCCGCACCAUGACCUGUCGCCUCACUAACACCUCCCCGGUGGCCGUGACAUUCAAGCUCCGCAUGUCGGACGAUGGCACGCAGCCUGCUGUCAGUAGCUUGGAUCAGAUAUGCAAGGACAGUGACCCAUCCUGGAGAAAGGGAAUUCAUUUCUAUGUGGAGCCAAGGGAGUUUACAAUGAAUCCCAGCCAAGGGACCAUCCUCCCCCAGGGACACCAGGAUAUCGAGGUGACCCUGUGCUCCAACACGGUGAUGGAAUACUACCGGAAAAUGCUGGUGGACCUGGUGGGCCUGGAGGGUGUUGGCAAGGAAGUGGCAUCACUGAUCAUCACAGCCAGAUGUCUGGUUCCUGAGCUGCAAGUGUACCCCCAAAUCAUGCGCUGCAAUCAGUGCCACCUGAAGGAGCCAUACGAGAAGAAGUUCAUCAUCACCAAUAAAACUGACCUUCCUGGCUGCUACGGGCUUAUUCCCCAGAAACGCAAGGAGGACUCUCCUGUGUUGUACUCCAGCCCCAAACCCUGUGGCAUUGUCCAGCCUCACAGCACUGCAGAGAUUCCGGUUACAAUCGAGGUCCAAACAUUGGGCGAUCAUCGCACCAAUGUUCUGAUCGGCGUGUUUGGGGAUGAAAGAAACCCACUGAGAGCAGAAUUCCUGAGCUCUGGAGAGCUGGCAGAAAUCUAUGGAACUCCAAAGAAGAUAGACUUUGGCAUGAUCCCACCGCUACAGCCGAGCUCACAAACUCUUACCCUCUUCAACAAAGGUCUUGUCCCUGUAGACUUCAGGAUAAAGAUUGCUGAUAAACCCCAGUGCUUUGUUCUUGAAACGGAAGAAGGAGUGAUCCCCGCUAGGGGUGAGGUUCCUGUGACUGUCACAGCCAUCCUGGAUGACACUGGGCAUUUUGCUGACUCCAUCCAGCUCUUCAUCGGGAACAGCUUUUGCUUCAGCUUCUUACUGAGGGCUAUGGGCACUGGCACCACAAUUGUCACAGACAAACCACUGGCCCCAGAGCUCAACUUGGGAUACCAAUUCAGCCACCUUCCCAGUACUCAUCAGUUCCAAGUAACAAACAGGGGCCACCAUUUCCAUCGGCUCUUCUGGAGCGUGGAAUGCUGGAGGCCACCCAAGAAGAAGGGCCAGAGCAUCUCAGCCCUCAGCAGCCCCAAGGCCGAAGAUGAUUUGGAGCCCCCCGGUCGUACAAGCGCCGUGUUCGGGCUGGAGCCAGGCUCAUGGGAGCUGCAGCCAGGCGAGUCUGUGGACAUGGUGCUGCGAGGCUUCUCCCACACCCCACAGGAGGUGCGGGAUUACAUGAAGUGUGAAGCUCUCGUUGGCACAAGCGUGGUGACAAAGAAGAUAAUAGAAACAAUCAUUAGCUGCAAGUUCAUAGAUCCCUCUAUAGAAGUAUCAGCCAGAAAACUCUCUUUCCGGGUGGAGAAGAAACCCAGUGAUGUCCUAACUCUGCAGUACCAGCCUUUGGCUUUAAAAAACACCUGCUCCCUGCCGCUCCACCUCGUGCUGGACGUGGAGCAGCCGUUUCUGGUCUGUGAUGAGGAGCAGCAGCCCCUCCCAGAUGGCCAGCCUGUGACAGUGGGUGUAGAGGAGACCUGCCAUGUCUACAUCGCAUUUGACCCAGCUUAUAAACUGGAGCUUAAUAGCUGGCAAGAAAAGAAGAUUCUGAAGAUAGACAUGGUUAGGGACCAUCCUAAUGUGGAGCAUAUCGAGCUUUGGGGAGAAGUCCACUUCCCCAAUCUCCAAAUCCAGCCCAGCAGCCUGGAGUUUGGCUGCAUCGUGGCUGGCACGGAAGCAGUGCGCUCUCUGAGGAUGAGCAACUGCAGCCCCCUUCCUGUGGAGUACCACUGGUCAUUCCAGGCAGACAGCCAGGUGCACAAGUUCAGGCAUUACAUCCCAGUGGGGCUGGCAGGAUUCAGUCACUCCGUGGAUGUACCAUGGACUCCCCUCAAAGUGGAGAAGGCUUUCAGUAUCCUGCCGCUGUCGGGUGUGCUGCAGCCGGGAGAGAGACAGCAGGUCUCCUUCACCUUCACUGGCCACCUCAACACCAUGGCCCAUGUCACAGCGCUGUGCCACGUGGAGGGAGGCCCCACCUACGAGGUGAAGCUGAGCGGGGAGGCCUCACGUGUCAGCUACUCCCUGAGCGCCCGGGAGAUCAACUGCGGCUCCCAGAUGUUUAACGAAGUUCAUCACAGCACGGUCAUCCUGGCGAACACCAGCAAGAUUAAAUUCCACUGGGUGCUAGAACCCAGCACUGCAGACCAAGACCUGCCUGGUGUGUUUCUGGUCAAGCCCACCACUGGCUCCAUUGCAUGUGGCAGGAAGCAAGUGCUGAGAUUCUCUUACAUGCCAGGAGUACCAGGAGCCUUUAGCAGGACAUACCAGCUUAAAGUGGGUGACCUGGAGCCGGAAAAGAUCUGCCUGAAAGGAGAAGCGUCCUUUCCUAUGAUCAGUGUGAACCUGCCCUGGAACAUCAAAGGAAAUGAGAAAUGUGGAAAGCCACUACGGCUUGCAGAACACACGCAGCAAUACAGUGAGACCCUGAAAAUUCAGAUCCCAGCAGCUCAGCCCUUAAAAAGUCCAGAUGUGAAGACUGGGAAGCUGAAGCCGUGCAUGCUUGAAGGCUCUGACAUUGUAGCAAACACUCGGCUGCAGAUAAAGAUGAUCGAGAAGGCUGCUCUGGAGCUGCAGAAAAAGCUCACAUCCCAUCCCCCAAAGACCGAGUUCCCUGACAAAAAGCUGUGCCAGAGCCUUGUCAAAGUUGAGCUGCCAGAGUAUGUCCUGGACAUGGGCACUGUCCUGAAGGGUUUCACUGAGAGACGCACCCUGGAGAUCACCAACCCUGGGCAGAUCCCAGUGUCCUUCUGGGUCGAUGCAUCUGUCCUGCAGGACACAGGUUUCAGCGUGGACCUGGGCCAGAUGAAGAGUCUGCCCCACAUGCACACCCUGAGGUUUGAUGUGAAUUUUGAAAGUGCCCAGCAAUCACAGGGUGAUGUGGAUGUGCUGCUGCCCAUACAGGUAACAAAAGGCCCCACGUCUCACAUCCGCCUCCGUGCCACUGUCUUGGAACUGUCGCUCGACCUCUCCAAGAACACACUGCACUUCCCCAAUGUCCUCGUUGGGCAGGGCCAGGUUGAGACAGUCCAGCUCUACAACGGGUUCCAAGUGCCCUGCAAAUGGUUCAUCACUGCCAUCAAGCCUGUUAUGAAGAGCAAUCAACUCAGAUACCUGACACGAGCCCAAGGUCAGAAGCAGCAGGCGCUGGAGGAAGGGCGCUGUCCCUUUGAAGUGACGCCCUCCAAAGGAACCCUUGAUGCAGGAGCGUGGCAGAACUUGCAAAUCCAGUUUGCACCCAAGGAGGAGAGGUCUUACAAGUAUGAGCUGAAGCUUAACAUUCAUGGGAGCAGCAAUCACUUAAGGCUGCACCUCUUGGGGCAAGGUCUGGAGCCACGGCUGGAGUUCAGUCCCCCAGCACUAAAGAUGGGAUGGGUGCUGGUGGACAGCGAUGGGGUGGAGGCCACAGUGGUGGUGAAGAACCCAUGCGAAUUCCCCAUCGAGUUUUACUGCCUGGAUUUGGAUGAGCAGUACCUUGAGGAGGAGAAGAUGCUGAGGCAUCUGGGACUGCAUCCCCAAGGGCCUCCCCUUCCCCCUGCUGCUGUCCUCUCCAGAGCUGACUGCCCAGAGGAGCAGCUGGGCUCUGCAGAGCAUGUGAAGCCCUUCACCAUUGUUACACCUGAAGACAAUCUGGCCAGGACCCCAGAUGAGAAGGGCAGUUCUGCUGAGGGCCAGCCAAAGACAGCAAUGUCUGAAGCCUCCUCUUUAAUUGCCAGGCUGAAACGGUACCGGUGGAUAGUGCCUGCCCUCGGUGAGGUGGAACUGAAGGUCCACUUCUCCACCAAAAAGCCAGGGAAGUUUGAGCAGACGCUGAGGUUUGAGCUGGUGGGGACAAAGCGGCAGUACGAGCUGCCCUGCAGUGGCACCGGCCUGUACCCCAGCAUCAGCCAGAACCCACGGCUGGUGUUUCCACAGUGGAGGAAGACCAUGAAGGAAGGUGAAAUCAUCUUCAAGGAAUAUGUUGAGAGCACCAAGCAAUUCCACUUUGGACCGCUGCUGUGUGGGAAAUCAAGAGAGUGGUACAAGGCCCAGAACUGUCCUGGCAACUCGGAGAAUAUAACCAUCCUCAACAACUCCCCCAUGGACGUAGAGGUCCAGUUCUCCUUUGAGGAUGAUGAGAAAGCAGAGACCUUCCUUCUGGACCCUCCCAGCAUGACCCUGAAACCAAAGAAGAAGCAGGAGCUGACCAUUUGGGCAUACCCCACUUCCCCUGGCUUCCUGGAAGACAAACUCAUCUGCUGCAUUAACAAGAAUCCAGAGCCAGUGGUCUUCAGCCUGUGCUGCCAUGGGGUGCACAUGAAGCUGGAGGUCAGCCCCCUGGAGCUGUCUUUUGGCAAGCUGCUUCUGCACAGGACUGACAGCAGGACCUUGGUCCUGAAAAACAACACCCUACUGCCCAUGGCCUGGCAGCUCAGUGGGCUGGAUGACCUUGUUGAGGACUUCUCACUGUCACAAGAUAACGGCACCAUUGAUCCCCGCUCAGAGAUUGAAGUGACAGUGAAUUUCAAGGCCCAGCAGAUUGGCACCAUUGAGAAGAGCCUUCGACUCGAGGUUUCAGAUACAGAAAACAUCCUGGGGAUUGUUCAGGUUGAAAACAUCAAACUGUCUGCAGAGGUGUAUGAUGUUCUCCUGAGCAUGGUCCUGCCUGAAGAUGGAACCUUGGAUUUUGGAACCAUCAAUGUCCAGGAUAAUGUGAAGAACAUCCUGACUCUAACAAACAAAGGGAUGUACAACAUCGAGUACAGAUUGAUGCUGAAGGGUGCAGGUCCCAGGAUGCGAGACUUGGCGUCCCACUUCACUGUCAAGCCUCAGUCGGGCAAGCUGAUCGCCUCCCAGCCUGGUGUGAAUAUUGAGAUAUUCUUCCACCCCACAAGGGAAAUCCUCCUCAAGAACAGCCCCAUCCUGUACUGCCAGGUGAUAGAUGCCAUCUCAGGGGAAGGAGGCCAGACUGUCGCCAGCAUCCCAGUCAGGGUGUCAGCAAGAGCUGCCUACAGCAAGUUCAGUAUUGAGCCUGCCUCACCCAUCAAUUUCGGUGCCAUGAUGAAGGGCAGCAAGAAGAGCCAGACUGUCGUGCUGGAGAACACAGGCAUGAUCAGCUUCAAAUUCCGCAUCCACCGAGCAACUGAGGAUGAAUCUCCUUUGGAAAGCAAAAGUUCAAAGCAAGGGGAGUCUGUUCCAUCAGCUAGAAAGCGCUCAGCGGGAAGGAAAUCAAGCUUGACACAGCCUCUCCUGGAACUUCUUCUGCAGGGUCAGCUCAAUGUGGGCAUGUUCACGGUGUCCCCGUGCUCCGGCUCCAUCGCUCCGUGGGGCCAGCAGCAGAUCACGGUGGAGUGCCUCGCAGGGCAGGAGGGGACUUGUGAGGAGCAGCUCUACAUUGACAUCGUGGGCAGAGACCCCAGGGACAAUCCCCUCGGCAUUCCCUUUACCCUGACUGCCGAGUCCUGCCUGCCAGCAUUUGCUGAGGAUGCCAUGUUAAUCUUCGACGAGUACCCGAUCUGCAGCAGCACUGACCUCAGCCACAAGCUGCUCUCUGUGCACGGUGUGGGCCUGUUUGUGAGAGAUGAGAACAAGUUCAUCUUCAACAAGAUUCUGGUUGGGCAAGAGGCUGAAGCCCAUUUCAACAUCUACAACACAACUGGUCUGCCGUGUGACGUGGUCCUCUCCAUCAACCCCCUGCCUGGACAGGAAAAAGGCCCUAUCACCGUUUUCAAGUUGCAUCCUGUCCAGAUGUCCAUUCCUGGCUCAUCCCACGCUGUUGCUACAGUGACCUUCACCCCACCAGACGAGCAGAACUACGACUGCACUUUUAAGGCUUCCCUUGUCAUCCCCAAAUGCUCUGUGAAAAUCAAGCCCCAAACCCUGAGCUUCACCAUCAGUGGGAGGGGGCACGAGCCGCAGGUGACAGUCGUGUGCCCAAGAGCUCGCAGCAAGAGAGGAAAUGCCGUGCUGCGCUUCCAGAGGCUCCAGCUGGGGGAUUUAGAGAUGCUCCCCCUGGUCGUCCGUAACAACGGCAUCGUACCUGUCAAGUUUAUGUUACACCUGGAGGAUGAGCAUGGAGCAUUCUUCUUGAAAGGCAGGCGCUCCACACUGGAGAGAUUCCACACUGAAGAUGUGGGAGAGGACUCUGUUGGAAAUGAGAGCAAGCCCCCAAAGAAGCCUCUCCUGCUUCUGCAUCGUGGGCAAUCGGCAGAGUUUGAUGUCAUUUUCAAUCCCACCCUGGCUCGACGUGUGGAAGGGAAGAUCCGUGUUUUAGUGGGGGACACCUACUCUGACAAGACCCUGAUAGAGCUGGUGGGUGAAGGCCACAAGGAUGAAUUCACCCUCAACUGUCUAGAGGAAGACCCACAGUUGAGGAAUGAUAAGAGCAGCUGGAACAAAGACAUCAUUGAUGCUGUCAGACUGAACCACAUCCAGUUUGGGGACUGUCCUGUUGGGAAGCCCUGCCACAGGACCUUCACCAUCACCAACCACACCGGCAUGACGUUCAUGCGCUUCGAGUGGGAGGCAGACGUCCCAUUCCAGUUCUGCCCCAGGGUGGGACAUCUCCACCCUGGCUGCACCAAGGCCAUCACAGUGACCUUGAAAUCAGAUGUCCCAGCCACCUUCAGGAGGCACCUUGUGAAAUGUAAGGUGACCAAGAUCAAGUUUGAGCUGCCACCAUGGAAAGUUCCAGACUGGGACGACGAAAUGUGCAUUGUCGUGUGGAAGGACAUCACCGGGAAGGACCCAGCAGCCCAAUGGCCUGAAAAAGAGAAGACAGUGGAGACAGUCCCGGAACCGGCUCACACUGUGCUGAAGAAGAGCGGCCAGGAGGCCGAGCUGUACCUCAGCGCCUUGGUUGCCUACGCCCAGUUCAAACUGGACACAGUCGUGGUUCAGCUCAAGGACACCUUGCCCUUCCAGACAAGGACAGCCACUUUCAGGAUGCACAACACAGGGAAGGUGGCCCUGGAAUACUUCUGGGAGGAAGCUGCACCUGCAGAUAGUGAAGCAGUGAGGAUGCCAUAUUCAACCACUCUGAUUAGUCGGCUCAGCUCUGCUCCUGUUGUAAGGCAGCGCAGAAAGCUGGUGCUUCGUUUCCGGAGGGAGCAGGACCAUCCUUUUGAGACGCAUCCUUCUGAGCUGCGGCGCCUACAGUGGCUUGCCAAGGAGCAGCAAGAUUCCGAGCAGGAACAGCUGCAGGAUUCCGAGCAGGAACAGCCAGAUUCUGACCAGGAGCAGCUUUCUGAGGAAGAGCAGCUGGAUGCCAAGCAGAAGCAGCGUUCCAAGAAGCGGUGCCGCUCCAAGGAACGGAGUCUCUCCCCGCAGCGUGCCACUUCCUCCCUGGAAGUCCUCCCAGAUGUCACCCAUGACCAGUCACUGUUCUCCAUCAACCCCAACUUCGGCACCAUCACUCCUGGCCAGAAGAAGACCUUUCAUGUGCUGUUCUCCCCAAAGGAUGUGGGGAACUUUGAGACCACCAUGCUGUGCAGCAUUCCUAACCUGGAGCAGACUCACAGGAUGGUGCAGGUGGUUCUAAAAGGCAGAGCCCGGGAGUGGAAGCGUUUUGGAAAACCAAAAUGCUCUGCCUUACAGCAGACAGAUGAAGGCCAGAGACACAAGAAGCAGCUGCACUGGCAACCAACACCAGAGUGA
This is a messenger RNA of Poecile atricapillus (Black-capped chickadee), 9456 nucleotides long. Its product is annotated as hydrocephalus-inducing protein homolog. Bases 1 to 9456 code for a protein of 3151 amino acids. The record is from RefSeq and is a predicted model, not a curated record. Gene Ontology annotation, cellular component: axoneme. Lineage: Eukaryota; Metazoa; Chordata; Aves; Passeriformes; Paridae. Gene Ontology annotation, biological process: axonemal central apparatus assembly; cilium movement. The transcript is spliced from 57 exons.